UAAAACCUGCGAACACGCCGCUGCCUCCAAACUGCCUGGGGGGUGAUGUGCUGAAGUGGCGGAGGGGAGAGCAGCAUGAGGCUCCAGCUGGAGAAGCAGCUCCUCUUCCUCUCCCUCCUCUGCAUCCUCUCCAAGGUGUGUGCCCAGCUGUGCCGGAGACCAUGCUACUGCCCCUGGGUGCCACCCCACUGCCCCCGUGGGUCCCCCCUGGUCCUGGAUGGCUGUGGCUGCUGUAAGAUCUGUGCCCGGCGCCUGGGAGAGCCCUGCGACUUCCUCCACGUCUGCGACCAGAGCCAGGGCCUCGUCUGCGACUACAGCGCGGCGCCCGCGGGGACAGGAGCCACCUGCAACUUUGAAGACAGCGAGGAGGGCUGCGAGUUGAACGGCCGGGUCUAUCGAGAUGGGGAGGUUUUCCAGCCCAGCUGCAAACUCCAGUGCCGCUGCCUGGAUGGGGGCUUCACCUGCAUCCCGCUCUGCCAAGAGGAUGUCCGGCUGCCCACCCCGGACUGCCCCUACCCGCGGCGUGUGGAGGUCCCGGGGAAGUGCUGCCCUGAGUGGAUCUGCGAAGCCCGGGACCAGCACCUCCUCCGGGAUGCUGCGGCAGCCCCUGGGGCAGUGUCCCCGCUGCUGCCAUACCCCUGCCAGGAGUGGGGCACGGAGUGGAGCGCCUGCUCGGCCACCUGCGGCGUGGGCUUCUCCACCCGUGUCUCCAACCAGAACCACUUCUGCAGGCUUGAGACUCAGAGGCGGCUCUGCGUGGCCAGACCCUGCCCGGCCCUGCCGGCAGCAUCCCCGGCGAGGGGAAGAGGAGGUCGUUUGUAGCUGUGCCCACCCCGGUCGCAUCCCAGAGCCAACGCCUCAUCCUGGCAAAGAGUCUGGCACAAGCCCACGGCACUGUGGUUUUGGUGGAGAUGGAGGACAUGUCCCUUGGGAAACUGGGGAAGAACUGAUGGACUUUGGCUGUGAAGGAGGGUGGAAAUAGAGAACAAGAGCCCCAUGUUACCCAGCACCUGCCUGCUCUGUGCCCCACACUGCCCCAGGCAGGGUUACUGGGAAGAAUCCCUGAGUUUCUGAAUGAAAUGAGAAAUGGGGAAACCCUGCCCCGAGUGUGAACCUGAGAAACUAGGAAGUGGUCCUUUGCUGGAUCGAUGGGGCUUUUGGCGAGGUGAUGCUGCUCCUCCAGCACGUCCCUCACGCACGCAGCUCUGCUCUGUGGGGGCUGUGAGAGACAGUCUCCAGCACCUGGAAGCCCAAAUUCCCAGGGGAACCCUCACACCCUGGUGCCUCCCGGGGAAGGAGGAGGUACAUGGGGCUGCACACCACCAACCACCACCACGCCAGACUGAGCGGCUCGACCGUGCACGAGCUCAGCCGUCCCACAAUUAUCCACCCUGCAGCCCAGCGGCCGCCUUCCUGGGCACGGGGCAGAGGCAUCCUCCUGAUGGCAGCUCUAAUUCACCUUCCCCGCAUCUCUCCAGAAUAAACACGAACCUUCCUGCUCCUCCCGGCCUCCUCCUCUCCAAAGCGCUGGCGGUUUGGCAGGGCUUUGGCGAGCGAGGAGCUCAGACGCAGGAGACACCCGCUCCGCAGCAGCAGACAUACCGCCUGCCAUCCAACCCUGCGCGCCGG
Messenger RNA from Calidris pugnax (ruff), 1629 nucleotides. RefSeq names its product WNT1-inducible-signaling pathway protein 2-like. Bases 76 to 822 code for a protein of 248 amino acids. Gene Ontology annotation, molecular function: integrin binding; heparin binding. Gene Ontology annotation, biological process: cell adhesion; signal transduction. The record is from RefSeq and is a predicted model, not a curated record. Gene Ontology annotation, cellular component: extracellular region; extracellular matrix. NCBI's taxonomy places the organism in Eukaryota, Metazoa, Chordata, Aves, Charadriiformes, Scolopacidae. The transcript has 5 exons.